CGCUUAUAAUGUCGUUGAAAAGAGAGCAAAUGCCAAAUUCUCUGCUUUCUGAGUUUUCAUGUCACACCAUUCGACUCUGAUAUCGCACUGUUUUCGCUGCGUCUGCUUAAAGUGAUGUGUCGAGGGUAGAAGCCUACUUCUUGUGACUUCCAAGUGCCGUGUUGUGCCUUAGCGUAAAAAGAGAGAGGGACGAGGCAAGGUGAGGAGAGAAAGAUGAGCGCCGCGAUUGAAUUCUGGAACUCGUGUAAAAACAAAAGUUUUUUAGUUGUGAUCCAAAAUCCUGCUAUCCAAUUUUUCGACUCAGUGGCAAAGUGGCAAGGUCAAAAAGAAGAAAAGCAACAUACAAAGUAGGGCAUACGGAUUGAGCAGGUAUGCAACUGCUAAUUUGGUCUCGCCGACAAGAAAAAAAGUGAGCCUAUUCUGCAUAGGGUAUGAUAGAUUCUUACUAGGAGCGCGUUGGCAGUCUUUCUCUUUUUUCCUCGACAAUUCAUUCUUCUUAUCCAGUAUUAAGUUGAAAGAAGUCACUCACACGUGAGGCAUGUGCAUAGAUUGGAAGCACGUAAAAUUCUGAGUGAGACAGAUCCAUAACUGCAAGCAGAUAUUCGCUUGUCUCGCACAACUGCGUUAAAAAGCACGCACAGGGCACGUAAGCAGGCGCUGCGACGGAUUACUGCCGAUAGCGCGUGUCGGGAUUGAGGCGGAAGAUUCGAAUGAUAAGCGUACAACCUGCGUAGAAAGUUCCUGCAUCACGAACGGCGGGUUAUCCUGCACUUGUCGCAGUGUUACGAAUUUUCAUCACAUUUACUGUACGAGUGCAGCGUAGAGUUCAGGAGCUUCAACACCGUUGGUGAGUCAGUAUUUGGGCGUGAAGAGGGCGCGAGGAAGAGGACAAGCCUACGGAUUAAAAGCAGGACAUUUUCAUCUGCAGAACGCACGAUACGCGGAUAGAAGAGGUGAUCACGACGAGGUGUUCGAUUGUGGAACUAAAGUCUAUCUAUUCCGUGUCGAAAACUACGAGACUCCUUUGGAUUGUGAACAAUAAACGCAUUUGUGUACGCACCUUGAUCGCCGAAAGGAGGACUCGCACGACAAAACGAAAAGAGAAUCUGAGCGUUACUCGAAAGAUCGGAGCUGAGACGUGCGGCAGCUUGGAGGCGGUGACCGUGACUGGUUUGCUGCCGAAGGCUUGGGAUAGCCUUUACCGAAGUAGAAGAAGAAAGUCAAGGUAAGCUGUGAAGCGGAGGAGCAGCAUCAUCGCCAGCUGUCCGCCGACAAAGCACGACUAGAUGCUCUAGCGUGCGCUCAGAACUACUCUCAAACGCUUCAGAUAUUGUUGAACAAGUUUCUGCACGCACACACCAGCGCGGGUUUCAGUAAAACCUACUUUAAUAAAGGGCCGGCACAAACGGGGCGACCAGGAACAUACGGCGAUCUCGACCAGAGAAUCGUUCUUGCUUCCAGCCCAGCAGAGCAGAAAUUCUGUGUCGUUUAUCUCCUGGACGAGAGCACGAAGAUGAUCGAGCAAGACGUUGAUACGGCCCUGAAGGUGAUUGUGGUGGGAAAUGGGCAAGUCGGGAAGACCUCGAUGAUAACACGUUUUGCACGUGGAGUCUUCACAGAUACCUACAAAAAGACACUGGCAGUCGAUUUCCUGGAGAAACGCAUGAUAGUUGGGACAGAAGAAGUUACUUUUCUUCUCUGGGAUACCGCAGGGCAGGAAGAAUACGACGCUAUUACACGAGGUAUAAUAGUUCAAUAAUGCGACUAUGCCAUACAUCGUUUCAUCAUCCGAAGAAGUUGAUGUUCCAUAGUCGGUUGUGCCUUCGCUGAAGUAGCCAAACCACGAAUAGUAUUCUUCUACGUUGUUCUUGCUUUGCUUCUAGUGUCUGCUGUUUCAACACACGACGCUUUGGCCAACAUUCCACUAGAAUGCAGGUUACUACCGGGGAGCCGGCUGUUGUAUCAUCGCCUUUUCGACAACCGAUAGGGCAAGUUUUGACGCGGUUGAAAGCUGGCACAAAAAAGUUCGUGACGAGUGCGGCAAUAUAGUCGUUGUGCUAGCACAAAACAAGGUAUUGAAUACCCCUCGCCAUUUUAGGGCCAUGAUGAUACAAAUGUGAAUCGAUCUAUACCAGUUUGAUACACAACAUGAAGUUUAUCGAUGAUCUAGACCAAGAAAAAACGUAACGACAUGAUGAGAAAAGUUGACGUGUCACCUUGCACUGAUUGCACCGCUUGCGGCGCUUGAAGUGAUGACACAAACCAAAACUUCUCGAUUCUGACAGGCCUUGUUUUUAGCUCUUAAGCUUCAUGAUUGGUUGCUCUGUCAUGAGAGACAGUCUUCUUUAGUUCAUAGAUAUCAUCAUCAUUGCUCUCACAGUGCGACCUGUUGGAUCAAGCGACGAUGACAGCAGGCGAAGUGGAGGCACUGGCGUCGAGGCUGCAGCUAAAACUAUACCGACUCUGCGUCAAGGAUAACCUCAAUAUUACCGAAAUAUUUUCCGACCUAGGAAUGGAAUACCUUCGCCGCGGCGGCGAGCUCGGACUUGGAGUAAUAAAAAGUCUUGUAAUCGACUAUGUAUAGACUAUGAUGUUUCCAAGUUGCGUUUCUUGCAUAGUGGGUGCAAGCUGCAUUUCUUCAAUGUUAAGUUUCAGGACUUUGAUUGAAUCAUCUCGGUCUUUCUAUUUAGUACCUCUUAAUGGGUGUUGCAAUUUUGCAGGUAAGUGCCGUGGCUUCGAUAACUCCUCAAGCAGUGAAGGCAGGGCCUUCUGGCAGUGCCCCGGCUGAAGAAGAAAAGACGGAAAAUCUCGCGUUCCAGCUAACAGGGGACAAGAAGCCAAAUGUUCAGAGGACAGGCGGAAAGAAAAAAAGAUUCGCUACAUGCAGCAUUCUUUGAAAACGGUUCAUGUAGGGUGGACGUUGACAAGUUGUUGUAGCUGAGAAUGAGUAUGAGAUGGGUAUUAGAUUGGUAGUAGUACCAAAUUGAAAUCAGUGUCAUAAAAAUUUUGCACAGAGGGAGUCACCUUGUUUAUUGUUACUUCAAUUGACCUCGCUAUCGUUUUUAUAUAUCGCUUCUAUUUCUUGCCAGCCUUGGCAUUCAAGCAGAUAUGAUUUCUUCUGUACCUAUUAUUGUCCUCCAGCAUGCAACAAGACUCGAAGGGCAAAGAAAUUUAAGUCAAAUGAAAAAAAAAAACUAACAAUCACCAAUGCCAUUCUCGUGGUGUCAUAAAUCUUACGGCCGCGACUCAACCGUCGAUACUAGCUUGGAGAUAGCAUUUUCUUUCACAACCCCAUGGGGAAAUCGGACGCUGUCGUUGCUUCUUCCAGACUAACACCGCCUUUCUUGCUUU
Amoebophrya sp. A25 is the source of this 3351-nucleotide messenger RNA. The record is from the annotation of a GenBank genome assembly. NCBI's taxonomy places the organism in Eukaryota, Dinophyceae, Syndiniales, Amoebophryaceae.